CCCACUCCAUCCUCAUCGUCUCUGCGUCUCCUCUGAGACCGCCACUCAACAUCUCCCACCCAAACACCGCACCCUCCUCUUCCCCCGGCCGCAUCCUCACGGACCUCGGGGGCACGGCGAGGCCCGGCACCUGCAGCAGAUAGUCAGCAAGGCUGGUCUCUGCUGCCCUCGGGCGGCCGUGUGGGGCACUACCUCGGUGAGGCUCGCAGGGAGGACCAGUCACCGGCUGAGGAUGAGCCACCCACCCGGCGCAGGAGGCUGAGUGAAAACGGCAGCACUAAGACCCAGUGGGAGUGGAGGAUUGCAGCAACGGGCCGGAGGAGUAGGCGCUGGGGGGUGGGAGCCGGCUGCUACCUUGGUCGCCUUCGAAACAGCAUCCUCACGAGUGGCAAAAAUGGCUAGUCAGUCCCAGGGUAUCCAGCAGCUCCUCCAAGCUGAGAAGCGGGCGGCGGAGAAGGUGGCCGAUGCCAGGAAGAGGAAGGCCCGGCGACUGAAGCAGGCGAAGGAGGAGGCUCAAAUGGAGGUGGAGCAGUACCGCAGGGAGCGGGAGCAGGAGUUCCAGAGCAAGCAGCAGGCGGCCAUGGGCUCUCAGGGGAACCUGUCUGCCGAGGUGGAGCAGGCCACGAGACGUCAGGUCCAGGGCAUGCAGAGCUCCCAGCAGAGAAACCGGGAGCGCGUCCUGGCUCAGCUUCUCGGCAUGGUCUGCGACGUCAGGCCCCAGGUCCACCCCAACUACCGGAUUACUGUCUAGAACCACUGCUUAGGGACCCAUCCCUGGAGCCUCACUCCUCUGCCUGCUCCUUCCACAGAGAAAUGCAAGUCAAAAUCAUUUGUGUAGCAUGCACAGAGCCUGGGCUUAAUCCAUAGUCCCCCCCACCCUAAAAAAUCACUUUGCAUAAUAACCUCUUCCUGGGCGGUGACAGAAUCCAAUAUGCUCCCGUGAGACUUACAAAUAGCCUAUUCAACCUCUGUGUUCCUGGACACCGACUGGAAACAAAGGAUGGACAGCCCACGCCGCCCCCAUCAGAUCCCUCUGGGAGCAUGUGUGUGGUAGCAGGGCUGUGGCAGGCACCCAGACUUCAGGGGUGGCGGAUUUCUGCUCCUCUCCACCCCUGCUCCCUGCUGGCUGCAGUACUGGGACAGGAGGCCUCGGUGUCCCUGUAAGCUGCUUACCUGUCAGGUGGCUGCUGUGAGUCCUCCCGUGUAAGGAUUUAGUGUGGUUCUAGCUGGUAGCAGUGGCAAGCCCGUGCUAUGACCCCACCCUUGGCUGCCUGCCGAGUCCUAGCAAUGCUUCCUUGACUUUCUUCCUGGCACUCUAGUUCUGCUGUCAUUGUGACUCUGGUAAUCCUCUCAAAGAUUACCUUCUCUUGCUCGCAAUGGCAGUCAUGGCCCCUGGUGAUGUCAUUAGCCCCUCAGAGUCCCAAGUAUAUAUUGAACCACUUAGCAUCCGUCUUUGUCUCUUUGUUGGCUGGCCCCUUUUAUCUGCCCGCCCCCCAGCUACUGCUUCCGAGAGCCAAGUGACGCUGCGACACCACAUGCACAGAUCCCGUUUUCUGCCCUCAGCACCUCACUUCCCUAUGUAACUGCAGAGUGUCAAUAAAGCAGGGAUGGAUACGUUC
Messenger RNA from Psammomys obesus (fat sand rat), 1619 nucleotides. RefSeq names its product ATPase H+ transporting V1 subunit G2 (gene Atp6v1g2). The record is from RefSeq and is a predicted model, not a curated record. The coding region runs from base 395 to 751 and encodes 118 amino acids. NCBI's taxonomy places the organism in Eukaryota, Metazoa, Chordata, Mammalia, Rodentia, Muridae. The transcript has 3 exons. Gene Ontology annotation, molecular function: proton-transporting ATPase activity, rotational mechanism. Gene Ontology annotation, cellular component: vacuolar proton-transporting V-type ATPase complex. Gene Ontology annotation, biological process: proton transmembrane transport.